This is a messenger RNA of Closterium sp. Yama58-4, 4905 nucleotides long. The record is from the annotation of a GenBank genome assembly. Lineage: Eukaryota; Viridiplantae; Streptophyta; Zygnematophyceae; Desmidiales; Closteriaceae.
AUGGCUCUCCCGACUUCAGAGCUCUUUAAUCGGUACCAUUUCAGCGACAUUCUCGGAGAGGGCCAGUCUGGCCGCAUUUGGCGGUGCCAGGACAGAAUAACGGGCGAAACCCUUGCGUGCAAGCAGGUCCGCAAGCGCGGAAUGUCACACGUGGAGCUUGCUGAUUUGCGGAGAGAAGUUCAAGCGAUGCUGAUUCUCCGAGGCCACCCGAACGUGCUGUGCUUACGUGGCCUCUAUGAAGACGACAAAGCGGUCUACAUGAUAACGGAGCUGUGCGCGGGCGGCGACCUAUUCGCGCUUAUAGCGGAGCACGAGGGGCUAGAGGAGUCUGUCGCGGCGCGGCUGUUUCUGCAGUUAGCGAGGGCGGUGCGGUGGUGUCACAUCAACCGCGUCGUGCAUCGCGACAUAAAGCCUGAAAACAUUCUUAUCGUUCCGCCGGCGGCGGCGGUAUCUCCUGCAAAGCGUGGCGGAAAGUCACGCUUUUCUGACAACGACUCGUCGUCCCCCCUUUCUUCCCCCGCCUCAUCGGACGGCGACGCUACGGGAAAAUCCCAACGCCUGGAAGAUUUGCAACUCCGGCUCGCCGACUUCGGACUGGCGUUUCCAUUACAACCAGGUUCGGCUAUUAUCGGAGCAGCCGGGAGUGCGCCGUACGAAGCGCCCGAGGUUCUGGCACACGAGCCGUAUAACUACUGCGCGGAUAUCUGGUCACUCGGCGUGUUGCUUUAUGCGAUGCUCUCUGCGAACUGGCCGGCUUUUCCCGACGACAAUCGCAAACUCCUGCCGUCAGAUCUGCUGCCGAAACCGUGGCCGUCGAUCUCGUUCGAAGCCAAGGAUUUAAUCCGUCGGAUGUUAACGACAGAUCCGAUGGAGAGGAUUGAUAUUAUCGGGGUGCUGGAACAUCCAUGGUUGAAGAAGCAGCUCGCGCCGCCCCAGUUGGAGGCUCCGUCGCAUGCUCCGUCGCACACCUCGUCCGGCUCGUAUAAACUCAUGGCGCUGUCGAUCGGAUCAGGCGGGAAGGGGGGAAUGGGAGCCGCGGGGGGCGAAAGAGGUAAGGACGGCGGGGAGAGCACGAGAGGAGGAGAGGAGAGAGGGAAAGAAGGGGGGGUAGGAGCUGGGGGAGCUGCAAAAGCUGCAUGGGUCGCAGGAGCAGCAGGGUUUGGAGGGAGGAAAGACGGGGGAGCGGAGGGCUCUGGCAAGGGGGGUGAGAGGAAGGGAGAGGAGGCGAGGAAAGGUACAGGAGGAGGAGGAGGGGGGGGAGCUGGAGGUGGAAGCGAAGGGAGUGGGGGAGCGCGGGAGAGGGAGGGUAGGGAAAGGGGGGAGGACGGGGACAGGGAUGAGGGGGGCACUCGCAGUAUGUCUGGUUAUAGAAACCCUAUUGCUCAUGAUGAUGAUGACGAUGAUGCAGCAGUGCGUUUUCCUGACGCUGUCACUGAUUUCCGCCUAGAAACUGCCGCUAAGGAGCUUUAUUCCUUUUAUAGGCUGCCUCUUUAUAAGAAAUGGAGCCCUUCAUUGUUAAAGGAGUCGGUGUAUCUGCGCGGCAAGGAUGCGAAUGGGGGAGCACCAGUUUUUGUUGAUGUGGUGGCUUGGCGGGUAGUGGUGAAGGUAGAUUCGGUGAAGGUUCAGGUGCAGGCUCGGCAUGGGGAAAAGUGGGUUGAGGUUCGGAAGCCGAGCCUGGGUUACGCGUCUGGGAGGUUGGGUUCGGAGAUAGGUUGGGCGGAGUGCUGCGUGCGUUUCCAUCCUGAUUGGUCGGAAGGCGAGGUGAAACAGUUUCUGCGAACAGGAUUGGAUAGAGCAGGAUCGUAUAAGGCCGGAUUGGAUGGAGCAGGAUCGGGUAAGGCAGGAAUGCUGAGAAAGAAGCGGCGGGUAGCAAGGUUUUUGGAGGAGGAAGAGGAGGAUGAGGAGGAGAAGGACCGGAGGUUCAUUGCUUCAGAUGAUGAGGAUGAGGGUGAGAUGGAUGUGGGUGGGGGUGUGGGUGGGAGCAGCAGAGGAGGAGGAAGGGCAGGAGAUGCGCGGUACAGGUCCUGGAAGGAAGGAGGAGCAGAGGACGGUGAGGGGGAAGGUUCGGAGGAAGGUUUGGAGGAAGGUGCGGAGGAGGGGCUGUACGAGGGGGAAGAGGAGGAGGAGGAGGACGAGCAAGUGGCAGGGUGGGACAGCGUGUGCUAUAUCUGUGACGAUGGCGGCGACUUGGUGUGUUGUGACGGGCCGUGUAUGCGGUCUUUCCAUGUGGAGCCGGACAGUGAGGAGGAGAAACGGAGGGACAAGUUCCACUGCCCGACGAUAGGAUUGCCAGACAGCGAGGUGCAUGAGAAGGAGACGUGGCUGUGCCCGAAUUGUGAGGCUAAGCAGCAUGUGUGCUUCAUUUGUCAUCAGCUCGGGCGAUCGGAGCCGGUUUUGGGUGGGAAUUCAGGGGUGGAAGGCGGUGGGGAGGGAAAUCAGCAGGGGAAUCAGCAGGGGCAGCAGGGGCAGCAGGGGCAGCAGCAGGUGCUGCAGGAGCAGGAGGUGUUCAUGUGUGACGUGGCGCUCUGUGGGCAUUUCUACCACCCGACAUGUGUCGCAUCGUGGUUGGCCGAUUCAAAGAGGCUGCCCCAGGGCAGCGAGGAGCGAAUCAAGGAGCUGGAAACAGUCGCUGGGAACAUCCGGGCAGGGUCCGGAAUGUUUUUCUGCCCGCUGCAUACGUGCGCCAAGUGCCAGUUGGGGGAGGGAGAUUUAGAUUCUUUCAAGCUUGUUCCGUGCCGCCGCUGCCCGAAAUCUUUCCAUAGCCGCAAGGGGGGGCUCACUCACAAGGAGAUGGCACAGUCGUGGAAUAAAGGCAAGGCCCCGCGGCACAUGUUCCAGUACCCGUGCGACCUGGACGCGUCCAGAGCUCGCCUGAGCAAGAUAUUCGAGGCCGCAGCAAAGCAGGUCACAGAACAGACGGCCAAGGCCGGCCUUGCCGUCCCGCGCAUGUACCAGCACUGCCACAACAGUGCGGGCUCCGGCUCGGGCGGCAACGCGGGCGGCAGUGCGGGCGGCGGCAGCAACAACGCGGGCGGCAAUCCUCGGAAGAUAGCGCUAAGCAAGCUAGAGUCGAUUCUCCAUGCAGGGGAGAAGGCUCGGAAUUUCCUAGCCAAGGAGCUGGAGCAAGCAGGAAUGGUAUCAGCCCAAGCGCUGCAGCAGGCAAUGGGACUCUGCCCGAAAAUGCAACUCCAGCAGCUGAAUGUAAUCGGGGGUACUUUGCGGGUUUACCUCUCCCCGUACGUGCACGGGCAGCGGUACACCUCGUUCGGGCGGCAUUUCACGAUGCCCGAGAAGCUUAACGAGGUGGUGGAGCGGCUGGUGCCUUAUAUGGAGGAUGGCGAUGUGCUGGUGGAUUUCUGCUGCGGGGCGAACCACUUCUCGCUGAUCGCAAGGCAUCGGUUGGAGGAGGCGGGGAAGCGGUGUGGGUUUGCCAACUUCGACAUCAUGCGACCACCGAAUGAGUUUUGCUUUGUCAAGCGAGACUGGUUCUCUGUAAAGAGGAACCAACUCCCCCAUAGAGAUCGCCUCAUAAUGGGCCUCAACCCGCCCUUCGGCGUCCGAGGGCAUCUCGCUUCGAAUUUUUCAAGCCGUGCCGCCUCCGUCUACCGACCCAAACUCAUCAUUCUCAUUGUCCCUCCGGAGACGCGUCAGCUUGGCCCACUCGGGUACACACUACUGUGGAAGGACGAGAAGAUUUUUGAGAAUCGCGCGUUCUACUUGCCGGGGUCGCAUGAUAAGGACAACAAGACAAUGAAUCAAUGGAAUAAUAUCCCUCCGCCCUUGUACCUCUGGUGCCGCAAUGACCUCGUCCACAUCUACGGUCCUUUGGCCGACCGCCUCGGGCACACAAGGGGCCUCUUCUCUUCUCCACGGCCCAUGCCUCCUUCGCUGCUUGCAGAGCUCAGAGUUGCAACCUCCAUCUCCACUACAGGUCUGGACCCUGCUUCCAUCGCUGCUGCUAAAUCGCAAGCUCUGGUACUUCUCGGACCUAACAUCUGGGCUCGGGCUGGCUGUGGCUUGGCCGAGGCAAGAGCUUCGGGAGAUGAUUUUGGUGGUGCGGAUGAAGGCGGUGGUGUUGCUGGUGGUGAUGGUAGUGGUGGUGGUGAUGGUGAUGAUGCUACUGCUGGUGCUGCUGUUGGUAACGGGGAUGGCGGUCAGCAGCUAUAUUUGGAAGAGAGGGAGAAUGAAGGAGAGGAGAUGGUUGGGCUGGAUGUCUUGGGCAUUGAUAAGGGCGGAGGAGGAGGAGAGGGAGAGCUGGAGGGUAGAAAGCUGGGGGGUUUGAAGCAGCUUCGGAGGGAGGAGGAGGAGGAUAUGAAUGCGAAGCGGAUUGUGAAGGUUAAGCGGGAGUUUGAGAUUAUGGGGGAUAAAGGAGUGGGUGAUACUGGCAGGGACAGGGGCGGGCAUUAUGAUAGGGACGGCAGGCGAAGCGCAGAGAGAGGGGCUGGUGGUUGGCUGGAGAGGGAGGGUGAUAGGGGUGUUGAGAGAGGUGGUGAUGGGAGUCAGUACGAUGCGAGGGAGCGUGAGCAGCGGUUGUACAGGCGCGGGAGGGAUGUGGAUGGGAGGGAGGAAAGGGAGGGGGGGUAUGAGGAGCGGGGGGGUGGGAGGAGAGGAGACGAGGCGUGGAACGAGCGGGGCGAGAGGGGGUAUGGAGAUAGGGAGGAGAGGGGGCAGAGGGAGCAGGAUGAAGGGGCUUACAGGGAAGGGGGUUAUUGGGAAGGGUGCCCCCACCCCCCCAUGUUCGUCAGCUCUCAAAUUUCAGGCGCCAUCCGGGUCCCCAUCUCGUUUGACCAACCCCUGGGGAGUGCGCUCUCUGGUGCCAACAGUGUUCCGUUGGGGAGAGUGGUGUCUGCUGUCCCUCCUGGAUUCGGCCCGGAUGAAGGCGAAGGCAGCUUGCGGCAGCAAGAG